This is a messenger RNA of Caenorhabditis bovis, 1578 nucleotides long. NCBI's taxonomy places the organism in Eukaryota, Metazoa, Nematoda, Chromadorea, Rhabditida, Rhabditidae. The record is from the annotation of a GenBank genome assembly.
AUGGGCGAUCUCGACGAACUCGACCGAUUACUUCAAGAUCAAGCAUACGUCAACGGCUUUACACCAUCUGACGCCGAUUUUCGUCAAAAAUCGCUGAUUAAUUCAUCGCAGCUCAAAAAUCGGCCGCAUCUUGCUCGCUGGUACCAUCAUAUUAGCUCGUUCGAACAACCAAAACCUUCUGAAAUUUCCAAAAUGACCGCUGAAAACUUGCCGCAACGCGUUUUGGACCAUCUCGCCGCCAUUCCGAACGGAUUUAAUAGUAUUGAAUUGGCGAAAGAAUGGAAUCUGGACCAUCAGAAAUUGAUCGGAGCGAUUAAAAGCCUUCAAACCAACGAUGGUGUCAUCGAAGCGAAGGAUGUGACGGAGAAGAAGACUGAGCUCACCGCCGAAGGUGUUCAAAUGGCUCAGGAGGGUUCGCACGAGUUUCGCGUUUUUGAGUUUGUCGGUGCUGACGGCUGCGCGCAAGCCGAUGUGUCGAAGCAGCCAUUCGGAAAAGUUGGAAUCAGCAAGGCGAUGGCUGCUGGUUGGGUGGCCGUCGACAAGAGCGGUGGAGCUGUGCGAGUUGUUCGCAAGCCCGGCGUCGCCGAUGUCGUCGACGUCGUCCGUCAGCAACUCGAAGCGUUGAAGACCGGCGGAUGUGUGUCGGAUAAGGAGAAGGCUGAAUUGAAGAAAAGAAAGCUAAUCUCGGAAGUGAACAUCAAAGGUGUCAAAGUGACGAAGGGACCAUCAUUCACAACGAUUCUCGAAAAGCCCGAGCUUGAUCUAACACCGGAGAUGAUUGCCUCGGGUUCAUGGAAGAGCAAAACGUUCAAGAAGUACAACUUCGAAGCUCUUGGCGUGGUGCCAAACAGUGGGCAUUUGCACCCGCUGAUGAAAGUGCGUAGCGAAUUCCGUCAGAUCUUCUUCUCGAUGGGCUUCACGGAAAUGGCCACCAAUCGCUAUGUGGAGAGCUCGUUCUGGAAUUUCGAUGCGCUUUUCCAGCCGCAACAGCAUCCGGCUCGCGACGCGCACGACACAUUCUUUGUGUCGGAUCCGGCGAUCAGCACCAAAUUCCCCGAAGAUUAUUUGGAGCGUGUGAAGACGGUUCAUUCGAAAGGCGGCUACGGAUCGGCGGGAUAUAAUUAUGAUUGGAAAAUUGAAGAAGCUCAGAAGAAUGUGCUCAGAACGCACACGACAGCGGUGUCGGCUCGUCAACUCUAUCAGCUUGCUCAGGAGGGAUUCCAUCCGGCAAAACUGUUCUCAAUCGAUCGCGUGUUCCGUAAUGAGACGCUCGACGCGACACAUUUGGCGGAAUUCCACCAAGUCGAGGGUGUGAUCGCCGAGAAGAAUUUGAGUCUCAGCCAUUUGAUCGGCAUUUUCACCGAGUUCUUCAAAAAAUUGGGAAUCACCAAUUUGCGCUUCAAGCCGACGUACAAUCCGUACACGGAGCCGAGUAUGGAGAUAUUCGCCUAUCAUUCGGGACUCGCCAAAUGGGUCGAAAUCGGCAAUUCGGGAAUGUUCCGUCCCGAAAUGCUUCUGCCGAUGGGAUUACCGCCCGAUGUCAACGUUGCCGGCUAUGGAUUGUCGUUGGAGCGGUGA